This is a messenger RNA of Cantharellus anzutake, 2742 nucleotides long. RefSeq lists its product as uncharacterized. The record is from RefSeq and is a predicted model, not a curated record. NCBI's taxonomy places the organism in Eukaryota, Fungi, Basidiomycota, Agaricomycetes, Cantharellales, Hydnaceae. Bases 1 to 2661 code for a protein of 886 amino acids. The transcript has 13 exons.
AUGGCAUACAUGGUGCUCAAGCUGGUUGCUUGCGCCAAGACCGCCAAAUACUCAUUCGGAUCGAUGUUCCACCUUGUCAAAUCCCUGGAGGAACUCGAAUUAGUGUCAGUCAUCAUUUGUGUUGAAUCGCUUACUUCAAUUGAUGCCACUUCCCUCGUCCCAUCAGGCACAAGAUCCACAGUUCUGGGAUUUCCAAGAAUUGUGUUGUUCAUCGCUCCUUUUGGGAACAUAGCGAAAAGUUCAGAGCGGCUUUCUCAGAAUGGACUUGCCAUUGCCUCCGCCGUUUAUGGGACCCACGAAGAAGAGCUGGUCGAUGAGGAGGAAAAAUCCCAACAUGAUAUCGAUGAAGCUGUCAAAUCCUUGGAAUUUGAGCCUUUGGAUCCUCUGACACUCGGAAGUUUCCCAUUAGUUGCUGCGCGUGUCAAAAAGUUGUUGGGAAACCGUGCCAACAACACUCAUGCUUACACAAAUGCAUUGCCCACCAUUGGAUGUCAGAACCCUACUCGCGCGGAUCGACGACUUUUCCGGCGCCAAAUCAUUAACAUGGAACGCCACGGGCUUAUUGAACGAGUGUUUGUGCCGUCAAAAAUGGCUCGAAAUAAGAUGAUCAUUUGCAUUCGCCCCACCGUAGGUGGGCAACGUGUCCAGGGAAUAUCCCAUAAAGGUGAGAAAUGCGGUGUCACAGGGGACCCUGACAUAUCACAUAAUUCUAGUGAGGUUCCGGAGACGUUGGCGAAGUGGAAUGUCACUAUUCAUCGCCAGCUAACUGAAAUUGCAGAUAUUUUAUCCCAACGUGGUAAGACGUACAAUGAAAUGACGGCGCUCCUCAGUCAGUUCGAUGUGUGGACAAUCGAACAUCUCAUGAAGAAGAAUGAGGAACAUCCAGUGCCCCAUCAUCUCCGCCAUUUCGCUAUCGUCUCCGAAGCUAUGCAUUAUGGGCGCGAAUGCCACAUGGAAUACUGGACAAAAUCGGUUCUUCAGCGCUCACAACUUGAUCCAAAUGCUGUCACUGAGAAACUCGGAAAUAUUUUGGCUGAGGACUUGUCUGACGUGGCAAGUUUUGGAGAAUUCCUCGAAGAAGAAUUUUACGAUGGGGAUGUUGACACCCUGGCAAAAUAUGUCGACAAUUUCUGUCGCCCCACAAUGAAGCGAGAUCGUAGGACCAGUCUUAAAGCAGAUGGGAUUCCUCGUAAUCGGAAUCCAAUACUACCCGAUGGGACUGUCAAGAAAGGCUGCCCACGAAAGGAGUGGAGUGUGCCAGAGAAGAAGACUAACGCUAUUCGAAAUAUUCCAUCAAGCCCACCUGCCGCUACGCAUGAAACAACACAAGGCGGAGAUCUAACCUUAGGUCGAUCCAGAGAGGGUACUUCCAAUAAUGGAAAUUCUGUCAAUUCGAGGUUAAUUGGUGGUGGCUUACCCGAACAAUCGAUUCUAAUCAAUGACCAACGUCCUGGGAUAAUCGAGGAUCCUAUGUUGAAAUCAACGAGGAAAGCCACAAAGCGUCCUGCGAUAGCAGGUUUAUCUGAAAAAAUCCAACUAAAUGUCCACAACCCGGGAGCAACCAAAGCGCAUUCUCGGAAAGGGAUCAGAGCACCCAGGAAUGCCAAUCUUACGGCUUUGCGUCGACAGGAAGAACUCCUGACAGUUCUUCAGGAUCUUGGAGGGAUCGCACAUUUGUCGGAGGAUCGAAUAUAUGAACAGUUCCAAAAGGUCAUCGAAAGGAGGAUCGCGGAUGGUGUAGUCAUGAGUACUCCGGAAGGGAUGUCUUUAGAUCCGCGGACCCUGAGUAAGACAAUGAACAGUCUCAGCGACCGAGGGCCAUCUCCUUGCCUCGUGCCCUCUUCCAAGCGCGAUUUCCUUUCAUCGUGCUUGGAUAUCAAUACUCGUGCGUAUGAUGAGCCUGAUCUUACCUUCUGGAAAGAGAUCACUGGGGCACCGCUGGACGCCAUCAACUCUUUCAUGGAGGAGGGAGGAGCAGAGGAGGUUACGGAACGAAAAACAGCGAUUACUCGUCUCGCCAAACCAUCCGGCCCCUACUUCGAAAAGUGGCCUCAGUCUCACUCACAGAAGCGAACACUAGCGCAGUUCCUAAGGCUCGAUGACGUUUCAGUUGGAACGAUGACUUCGACGAGCUUGCUCGAGACGCCGGCGCCAUCAUCAGAGCUCGCUGGCGCCACCUCUCGAAACCAGUUUGGGGAGCACUCUCAGAGGUAUUUCCUACUAUCUCUUGUCACAGCGCACUUGAAGUUUCGUGGAUCGACAAACCUUCCUGAUGACCAUCCCGAUGACCCCGUAAAUUUUGACUCGCUAACGCAUGUCGACUUCUUAAGAAGUUACAUAGACAAGGGUAAACUUCGGGCCGGAGUUAUUGACCAAGCGACCAAGCUGUUCGGUGCAACACUUCCAAAAAGCAUUUGCCCGAUUGCCCAGCGGUUCGGAUACACGGACGAUUCCCGAUCUUAUGAUCCAAAGUUCGAUUACUUCCUCACCACCGUUGGAGAUGAAAACGCUCUUUGUUCCGACCCAUUCGUCAUGAGGUCUGCCAGCGAUGCCCCUUCUACAGGGGGUCCGAGAAUCAGGGGGCUUACUCAGGCAGCAAUCAAGGCGAGACUCUGUGAAAUGGGGCCGAAACCGAUAGAUCUGAUCCGCAAUCUUAGAUGACUGUAUCCACACCCAAGAACAUUUACGACGAUAAACUUGCAGUGGCACUCCUACAACAGCUUGGGGAUACAGAAGUUGCCG